Messenger RNA from Lodderomyces pseudojiufengensis, 813 nucleotides. RefSeq names its product mRNA splicing protein (gene PRP45). Gene Ontology annotation, biological process: mRNA splicing, via spliceosome. Gene Ontology annotation, cellular component: spliceosomal complex. Lineage: Eukaryota; Fungi; Ascomycota; Pichiomycetes; Serinales; Debaryomycetaceae. The transcript has a single exon. Bases 1 to 813 code for a protein of 270 amino acids. The record is from RefSeq and is a predicted model, not a curated record.
AUGUUUAGUUCCCUACUACCUCCUCCAAAACAUUCAGCAUAUGACCCCUCAUUACAUUUUACACCUCAAAAAUCACAAAUCAAAAAUGAUAAAUCAAUUAUUGAAUUCAAAGAAGUAGCAACGAAUACAAAUUCAUCAACUCAAAAUUCAUUAGAUUCAACUAUACCAUUAAAACAAAAAUAUCCAAAUUUGGUUCAUAAUUUUCCCAUCCCACCAAAAUCUCAACAAUUAAUAGAUGAAACUAAAACUGUGCUAACGAACCUACUAAAUUCAAAAUUAGGCAUUACUACAAACUCGAAUGAACCAGAAAUAAUACAAACUUCAGCUUCAUCUUCCUCCCAACCACAAAUAAUUCAGAUAUCAACAUUUGAACAAGAUCCAAUGUUACCACCAAAACAUAAAUUAAGAAAAAAUCGUCAUGAAAAAAUUGAAAUUGAUCAAGAACCAAUUUUAAAAAAACAACAUAAUGUAACAAAAGAAGAAAGAAUUAAAUGGAAUAUUCCUGCAGCAGUAUCAAAUUGGAAAAAUAAUAAUGGUUAUACUAUUGACUUAAAAAAGAGAAUGACUUCAUCAAAUCCAGCAACCACCGAAACUGAAAUUAAUUUAAAAAAAUUUUCUGAUUUGAAUUCUGCUUUAGAUCAAGCUGAUGCCCAAGUUAGGAAACAGCUCACAGAAAAAGCAGAAAGACAAAAGGCUUUAGAAUUGGAAGAACUGAAAAAAAGAGAAGAUCGGAUUAGAGCUAUUGCUUAUAAUUCUAAACGUAGGAAUAUUAAUGAUUAUGACGAUGAUAAAUAUAAAAGAAGAAAAUACUAA